Molecule: messenger RNA, 4593 nt
Organism: Zasmidium cellare ATCC 36951
Lineage: Eukaryota; Fungi; Ascomycota; Dothideomycetes; Mycosphaerellales; Mycosphaerellaceae
Exons: 4
Coding region: 1-4593 (1530 amino acids)
Molecular function (GO): protein binding
Source: RefSeq, a predicted model, not a curated record
AUGGCCCCUUCGUCUUUCGCAUCCGCCGCCGCCGGCAACAACUCCUCCCAGAUCCCUCCGCGCGAUGCUCCUUCGGAAUGGCCGCGCAGAACCAACGGAGCCACGCAGACAUUCCGUCGACCGUCAGGCGCCACCAACACCUCCAGCACUCCCCACCAGACUGAGCCCCUCGCUUCGCUACCACCGCGAUACGUCCCGCCUCACCGCAAUGGCACCCUUCCCGACACUCGCUAUGCCAAGGAACAAUUACUCGAUCUUUACAAAACCCAGCAGAGCACCGAAGGGGGCUUGAGUGAUGGAUUGCAGGGUUCGUUCGUGGGAGGUUGGCAACCUGAUGUGACAAAUGGCACAGCUCCUGCGUGGGGCAGGGCAGAUCAGGCCAGAGAUCCUCAGCCCGGUCCUGAAGCUUGCUGGGAGAAAGAUGGCUCGAUUGAACCUCUGGGAUUGACCGACAUGGACGACGACGAGAGGGAGCUGUUCAUGAACUCGGUCAAUACACCCAUCAAACCCCCGGCUACUAACAAGGACAACCAGCAAGCAAAUGGUUUGCCUGGACGCAAGGUGUCAAUUUCCACUGCCACCACACCCGGCGGCUUUGGACUUCCAUCGCCAAACGUUGCGCGCGGCGGUGGGCGCCGUCGGGAGACGAGCGAGUCCUACCCAUUCCCUCAAAACACUGUCGCUUCUCCAGGCGGUUUCAACCGAGACGAGCAGCGAGCUGCUUCGCCUCCACCUUCUCUCCAGCGUAGGAGGACGGACUUGAAGGAUGCCAAUCGAUCGGACGAAAAGGAGGGCGAAGAGAAGGCCUCGACUCCGUUCGGAACAUUGAAACGCCACCCCACCGGUCCAUUAUCUGCCGGCUUCAAUGCACCCUCUUCUCCAUGGGGAUCGACUGCCCCGCAAAGUGCCGGAUUGUCUCCCAUGGGCUCUUUCGGCAAUUUUGGCUUGGGUGGUACCGCGGCUCAGGCGGGUGCGGCAAGCGACAAACGCCCUGGGUUGGGAAGCGGCAGGUCGGAGAGCAGGUUCAAGAAUCUUCUAAGCAAAGACAGUGGUGAAGAGAUCGGGCAAAGAACCCUUGAGAGAAAGACUAGCAUUUCCAGCCUUUCGCGGGUGAACGAGAAUGAAUCUUGGCGCGCACAGGACCGGACCGAUCCCGUGAACGAUAUUCUGGACGAGGCUGAUGAAGAUAUGCCCUCUGGGAGUGCGGCUUUGAACGCUGAUACCGAUAUCAGUCCACCGCACCCUCGACAGGGACUCCGCGGCUUCGGCACGCCAAGCCGUCAAGGCACACAGGACGAAUUCGGAUUUGGCGCCUUUGGCAUGACUUCCGACAACACGCAUGGGUUUGGCCAAGGCUUUCUCCCUGGUAGAGAGGCUUUCCAACAGACGCCAGCACAUCAGCGAAUGGGACAACCUCCCGGUACUGGAAACGAACCUAUGAGUCCAACGGAUACAAACCCAUAUCAGUCUCCAGAACAGCACGGUGUAGACAGGAUGCAUGAAGACGCUGGCGACGAUGCCAACGAAUCGCACAACAAUCAUCUUCCCGGACUAGGCCAGUUUGGUGAUCAGCAACUUGGAGGCCUGGGCGGACUUGGGGCUCUUCCAAACCUCGGACGUGCUCCAGGCGGGCAAGGUCCAGCAAGUGACAGAAGCCAGACUUCCAGUGUAGGGCCCAAUCGUGGAUUCUCAGGGUUGGGAGGUCUCGGGCAGCUGGGUAAUGUUUCUGGCUCUGCGGCCUGGCCCGUCACUCAAGGUGGUCUUGGCACUCCAAGCAGACAAACAGCAGGUCUUUCGAACGCAUUCGGCGGUGGUGUCUUCUCCAAUAACAUGUCUGAUUUGCAAUCGCCGAGUCUCGCGGGAUUGGGAGGGGGUAACUUCGGCCCACAGGCUGGCUUUGGUGGCAGUCGCAUGGCGAGCAUGUUUCCACAAGCCAUGCAGGACCAGAUGCGCCAGAGCGAGAAUGAUCGCGACAAUGAGCGCGCUCCUCUUGGCUUUGGUGGCUUUGGGGAUGCAGGCAGGGCUGCUGAGAGUCCUUUUGCGAACCAAGGCUUCAAUCAAGGUCACGAGCAGUCUCAGGCUGGCGACAACCAACAAGCGCAGUUUGGUGCACCUGGGCAACCAAUGCAGCAAGACCCAUCGCAACCACAGGGUCAGUUCCAAGGAAGCUCGGCCUCAAGCCAACCUCCUGCUCCUCAGCAACGUACGAUGGUCAUGCCAGAUCGCAUGCGUUGGAUCUACAAGGACCCUCAAGGUCAGACACAGGGGCCAUGGACUGGACUGGAAAUGCAUGACUGGUACAAGGCAGGCUUCUUCUCCCCUGAGCUUCUGGUCAAGAAAUAUGAGGAUCUAGAGUACGAGCCGCUCGCGCAGCUCAUCAGGCGCAUUGGUAACUCUCGUGAGCCCUUUUUGGUUCCGCAGAUUGGCAUCCCUCAUGGCGCCGCGACUGCUCCCACUGGACCUAAUGCUUGGGCGAGCAUUACUGCUAUUAGUACUACAGGCGCCCAACCACCGUUUGCUUCCAGCUUCCCGAGCUUUGGCACAACUCUCACUGCCGAACAGCAGAAUGCACUUGAGAGGAGGAAGCAAGAAGAGCAGUAUCUCAUGGCCCGCCAGAAGGAACAUCUCGCGCAAGCUCAGAUUGCUCAGCGAAUGCAAAUGCAACCAGGCCACCCUAACCUGGCACCUGGGCAGCAGCUUCAGCAUCAUAGCAGCGCGCAGAGCCUGCACUCGCAGCCGAGCUUUGGAAGCAUUGCUAGCCCGACUGCAUUUCAGCCAAGCCCCGUUCAGGGACCAACGCCAGCUUCCCACACGCAGGGCUUCUUUGACAAUUCUUUCCGUGCACAGCAGGCGGGUGGGCUAGGUGCUGUUGGCGGCGGCUUGGACUCUUUGGGCCGGAUCCGCGAAGAAGAGAUCCCUGGUAUCAUGGAUCGCUUGAAUCUGAGCGAGAAUAGAGGUCAGUUUGGGGCUCCCGGACAGCCAGUAGGUGGCCAGCAGCAGCAGGCUCAGCCUACUCAAGAAGCACACGACAAGCAAGUCCAGCAGAUGCUUCAGGACCGUGCGCGUCUGCAGCAAGAACAGGCUGAGCAUGACGUCCAGCAGCAGUCAAGUGAGCAGCAACAAGCUCAAGCAUCCAACGACCGCCUACAGCAGUUCCAGCAGCUGCAAAAUGAGAUCCCUGGCAUCGGCCGAUUUCAGCCUGCUCUGGAGCGAGCAUCUGGUGCUCAACCCGGCCACCAGGCUGGACAGGCUCAGUCUCAAGGUAACUCAUCCAUGCAGAGCAGUGUGGGUUCGCCAAUCGUGCCGGCUCAGGAACAGAGACCACAGGCGCAGGAAGAGCCGCUCUCGUUGACCGAGCAGGUCCAGAAAGCUGCCUCAGCCAAGCAGUCCCCUGUCCCGCAGCAGCCAGGCUUGCCACAGCCAUUCCCACCUGCCCCAUCUCAGUCACCAUUGCCAGCGCCUGCCGCGCAGCGUACCGGACGACAGAGUGUGGCUGAUCAGCUUCAGACAGAGUCUCGCGAUCUUUCGCAAACUCCAUCGGCAGACACUCGUAGCGCAACUGUCGCUCCAUGGGCGAAAGAGCCCGCGGAGGCUCCAAAAGGCCCAUCCCUCAAGGAGAUCCAAGCGGCUGAAGCGAAGAAGGCUGCCGAAGCUGAGGCAAUGGCUGCAGCUGCAAGGCGUGCACAACUCCAGAAGGAUAUGGAGGCUCAGCAGGUACAAGCGUCAGCUCCUCAACCAGGGUUGCCAACCUCGUCCACUUGGGGUGCUGCAUCCCCUGCUACGCCAACCGGAUCCGCCCCAGCGGCAUGGACAAAGACUGCACAGAAGCCUACCGGUCCAUCCGCUUCGAAGACCUUGGCGCAGAUCCAGAAGGAGGAGGAAGCCCGCAAGAAGAAGCAAGCUGCUGCUGCGGCCGCUGCGCAAGCCCAAGCACAUGCUAUGAGCAGUGUUCCUGCUCCAGCUGGUGGCAAGAGUUACGCCAAUUUGGCCGGUAAAGUCGGCUCGCCUGCACCAACUGGUAACGCCCCUGGUGGAGCAUGGACGACGGUCGGUGCUGGUGGCAAGCCAAAGACGCCUGCAGCUGUACCAACCCCAGCCGGCAGCCGUACUGUGAGCGCUGGCGUUGUGCCUACGUUGCAACCUGCGGCGCCUGCUAGGAAGCCGCCGACUCGGAGCUCGACUAUGACAAACCCGGGUACUGUAAAUGCACAGGAAGAAUUCAAGAAGUGGGCUAUUGGUGAGCUGAGACCAGAUUUGAACAAGGAAAUCAACGCCGACGAAUUCGUUGCCGGUCUUGUAUUCCUCCCACCAGACGCCGAAAUCAUCACCGAAGCAGUCCAUGGUGUCUCCAGUACCAUCGAUUCCCGUCACUUCGCAAACGAGUUCAUCCGUCGCAAGAAGCUCGCGGACAAGGGCCUGAUCGAUACUACUGUGCCUAAGAGCGCCAGUCCAGGCGCUUCAGCUAACGGCCAGUCUGGCUGGAAUGAGGUUGCCAAAAAGGGGCCUAGCAAAGACACAGCGGCGGCAAAGGAGGAGGCCAAUGGCAACUUCAGAGUGGUCGCUGCGAAGAAGAAGGGUCAGAGCAAGAGAUAG